Messenger RNA from Acipenser ruthenus (sterlet), 1892 nucleotides. RefSeq names its product E3 ubiquitin-protein ligase MARCHF11-like. Gene Ontology annotation, molecular function: zinc ion binding; ubiquitin-protein transferase activity. The record is from RefSeq and is a predicted model, not a curated record. The coding region runs from base 485 to 1534 and encodes 349 amino acids. Gene Ontology annotation, biological process: protein ubiquitination. The transcript has 4 exons. NCBI's taxonomy places the organism in Eukaryota, Metazoa, Chordata, Actinopteri, Acipenseriformes, Acipenseridae.
CUUAAGUGUCAGUGGGUCUGUAGCAGUCCCGGGAGUUGUCCAGAAUCUAUCCCUCCCCUUGCAAUCAUAGAUGGUUCCCGCAAAAUGUACCCAGUAUGCGCGCUUCCCAGCUCAAUCUGUUGCCUUUCUCAUACCGUUUCACAGCAAUGUGAACCUAGCAGAAGGCUGGUCUGCUCAUUUUGAUCUUGUGUGACAGGCUCGUGUGCCCGUGCUUGGAAAGUUUCUGCGUUUAUUAAAUUCCAUGUUUCCUUGGAAACGCGACCCCGGUGAGGACACUAGCGUUCCAAAGGAUGUCGGUUUCAUUGCACUCUGCAGUCUGUUUGGAUAUGAACCUGCCAGGAUAUCAGCCGUCUAAUAACAAGACUGACUGCUCACGUGAGAGUCGGUUUGUCUAACUUUGACGAACUGCUGUAACGGUCAAAGGCUUUUCUGUUGGAUUCUGCAACCCUGGGAUGUGCUAAUUUUUAACCGUAUUCGUACUAAUAUGAGCUUUGAGGCAGAGGCGGAUCCGGUCUGCAGCGCUACAGAACCAGACCCGCAGGGAGGCGCUACAAUUUCAAAUCAAAGUAGCAUACGAAAGCACAGCACAAGUGGUUUGAAAGGAGAGUACCACACCGGGGCUACCCAAGAGAACGAGAAAGAUGCCAGAGAAGGGUCUGGUGUAGAUCAAAACCCGGGAGAGGGGCGCAGUGGAUGCGGUGACGCGAAAGACAAGUGUCGCUGUGUAGACAGUGGUGAAAAGGUGCAAGAGGAAAGUGGGGAGAGUCCCAGUAAGGCGGACACAUCACACUCUGACUGCAGCAGUGAGAACAGCAGCCCAACUCCAAGCUGCAGAAUUUGCUUUCAAGGCGCAGAGCAGGGAGAAUUGCUGAAUCCUUGCCGCUGUGAUGGGUCGGUGAGAUACACUCAUCAGCAAUGCCUUUUAAAAUGGAUCAGUGAAAGGGGGUCAUGGACAUGUGAGCUGUGCUGUUACAGAUACCAAGUAAUCGCAAUCAAAAUGAAAAGGCCAUGUCAGUGGCAGGCUAUCACAAUAACCCUGGUUGAGAAGGUUCAGAUCAUUGCUGUCUUCCUGGGUUCCCUGUUCCUGGUAGCAAGCGUGACUUGGCUCCUGUGGUCUGCUUUCAGUCCGAAUGCAGUGUGGCAAAGGAGGGACGUCCUGUUUCAGAUCUGCUAUGGAAUGUAUGGGUUUAUGGAUUUAGUGUGUAUAGGUUUAAUUAUUCAUGAAGGAACUGCAGUUUACAAUGUAUUCAAGCGAUGGAGAGCUGUUAAUCUGCACUGGGACGUGCAGAACUAUGAUAAGACUACAGACGUGGAGGAAAAUAGCAGUCACGGAGAAUCCUCUGCCAGCAGGACUCUGUGGUUACCCCUCACUAGCUUCAGGCCCAGAAGUUCCAUCCCCCCGACUCAAAUAAGGUCUCAUCGACAUCACUGUGGAUACUCCAUACUGCACCUGUGCUCCAGGUCGACAAGCCAGGAAGUCAACAGUGAAGAUAACAGUUCAGGGGAGGUGGUGAUAAGAGUAACUUCAGUAUGAAGAUGUUGCCAUUACUACAUUUAAAAGUGAAUGCCUUUAUCAAUGCUUACAGUGAAUGUGUUUUGACAUUAUUAAACAAGUGGAUCCAUUUGGGAUGGGGAGGGAUACAAGCUAAUACAUUUUAUAUGAAGAGAUUUCUUUUAUAUUGUCAUUGAAUUCCAAAUACAUUUUAUAAAAAUUACUACAGUGAAUGUACAUUUUUGUAUGAUUGGGGCGUAGUGUUAAGUGUAUUCUUUAUAGGAUUUAGUAUACACACCAAAUAUCACAAACUUAUCCUACAUACAGGUUUGUAACUGACCCAUACAGUAUAUGUAUGUAUGUGUGUGUGUGUGUGUGUGUGUGUGUGUAUAUAUAUAUA